AGUUCAAUGUUACACAGUCGAUAUCAGUCAAAAGGUGUUCUUCGAAGCUACCGGAGCGAUCGGCGCAAUCUGAACUCCAAUCCAAGAGCGCUGAUUAUCAGACACCAUGGACGUGGCCGGUAGCGUGGGAUCUGGUAAGAAGUUCGAUCGAGUGGACGCCAAAGGGACCUCGAAUCAGUCCGACAGCGAGUCGGAGGAUGCCAAACCCGUCAAGAAGACUACCGAUGGAAUCCCGAAGCGGAAGGGAUCCAUCUAUCUGGACACUCCGAACGGUCCGAACACCAAAGUCUACUCGAUGAACGGGGUGAAACGCGGGAAAGUGCUCAUCUUCAACCAAGUCACCUUCGAAGAUACAAGCUAUGACAAACGUUCUGGAACGCACAAAGACGUUGAACGUUUGUUUCAUGUUUUGCCCCGGCUGGGGUUCCUGAAGGAAGAUAUUCAUGUGUAUGAAGACUACAGCUACGGUGAGAUCCAACGAGCCGCCAUGAAGUUGGAGUUGGACGAGGAAUUGCACCAAGCGGAUUGCCUGAUGGUGUUUAUACUGACACACGGCGAAGCGAAUGACAAGUUGAUGGCCCAGAACGAUUCGUACAAUUUGUACGAAUUUCUGGAGCACUUCACCCCAACAGCGUUGAAAUCGAUGGCCGGGAAGCCGAAGUUGUUCAUAGUCCAAGCAUGCCGCGGCCGGAAACUGGACCGAGGGGUACAGUUGCGUGCUAAGCUCAUCCAAGCAGACUGCGCCAAAGAUGUUGUCGAUUCACAGUCGGUAGUUUACACCUACCCGGAGUUUGCCGAUUUGCUGUUGGUGAUGAGUUCCCACCACGGCCACUACUCGUUCCGCAACGAGACCGGCAGCUGGUUGAUUCAGGAGUUUUGCAAUGUGAUCGAAGAGUGCGACGAGCUGGCAACAACCUCCAUCUAUGAUCUCCUGACGGAAACUAACAGGGCCGUAUCGAUGCGGAUCAGCAGCGCCGAUGGGGAUAAGGAUAAGAAGAAACAGAUUCCCAGCUUCUACUCGACGCUGACCAAGAAACUGUACUUCAGUCCCAGGAAAUGAUGUGAUGCGCUUUCGAGUUCCGCUUGCGCUCUCGGCGCAGUAUACGCAAAGACGAAAUAAAGACUUUCGGUAGUCCAACAUUGUUUGGCACAUGAGUUGAUAGAGCAAAAUCUAGAAUGCUGUAGAAAGUGUAUUGCGAUCUAUAAAACUUGGGCACUGAUCGUAGUAUACCAAGGAAGGUACCAGUUUUUAUUUCGUCUUUGGUAUAGGUUCGAACUCUAUGGGGCUCUGCACUGUUUUGAUAUUGUAUGGCAGUGGUCACCAAACUGCGGCCCGCGGGCCGCAUGCGGCCCUUGAGAAGGUUUUGUGCGGCCCGCGAAAGGAUUUUGAUUAUUAAUGUGAUGCGGCCCGCAUGUAAUAAUUUUUAUUCAUGCUGAUGUUUAAUCCUUUGCUCUUGCAACUUUCCUCCUGGAAAGUCUGUCAUUGAAAUUAUGUAAAAUGUGUCUGCGUUCAUCAAUCUUCGUGGCAUGGAGUAAUGAAUGAGAAUUUGCUUUGACUCAUUCAAAGGUUCAAAGUUUCUGAAAACCCUGAUUUUUUAAAAUGUUAAUAAGAAGGCUAAGGGCCUGAAAAAAUAUUCAAAUCUCUAAAAAUCUUUCUGCUGAACAUAUUUCAGUUUAAAAAAUUUAACCAGUAUCUUCGUCUUGCAGAGGUGUCCCCAGAACGCUGAUAUUUUUCCAAAGAUUUUUUUUUAUUUUGACUUCAAAAAGGUCUCCUAUUUCUGUAAAACUUUGAAGAUUAUGUUAUUUGAAAUAUUUGAAUAUGGAUUGCUUUUUGAAUGGUUGAGGAGCCCAAAUGCAAAGAGAUGUACAAUAUUGGACAAUACAUUUGCAAAUUUUUCGACCUUCCAUAAAAAAUGAUCAACUUUUGUGGGAUAAAUCUCAGUUAUUUAUAGUCCGAUAUGAAUAACAUUUACACAGCAUUUCGGAAAUUGCUUAGGUGUGAACAUUUUCAAAAUAUCAAAAAUCAAGAGAUUAAAAAUAAUAUUAAUCCGAUUGAAGUGAAUUCACGAAAAUAAUUUAAACGAUUUAUCUCAAAAUAUAAGAGACCUAUGCAAGUAUCUUCAACAUAAUUAUUAAUUUCAAUUAAAUGUACAACUUUGAUUGAUACAAAUUUGAUUGAAUAUACUAUCAAUAUAUUCCAAUUUUUUUGGUUUGUGUAAAUUUUGAAAUUUGUCGAAAAAUUUAACUCGUAAAAGUAAAAAAUGUAACAAAUACAUAAUAAAAUUCAAGUUAUGUUAAAAUUUAAUAAAAAUCGAUCCUUUAAAAAUAUUAGACUGUUUUGCAUUAUUAAUCGAAAAAGUUGAAAAUACAUUGUCCACAAUAGUGUAAGUGAAAUUUUGAUCGAAUUUUAGUAAAGUGUACUAAUAAAGCUAUGUUCCUAGCUUUUACAAAGUAUUUCAAGGAGAGAUUUUUCGUCAUGAAUUAUUUUAUAUUAGCUAUCAUAAUUCAUCGAAAACUUGGCAUUGUUUCUCGAUAACUUAUACCUUUGCUUUCAAACCCCUACUGCUUCGAUCAUAAAGUUCCCAGAAAUGUAUUAUCCGUUUGUAUAGACAUAGGGAUUGCAAUCCCAUUGAAAGCUGCUAAAAUUAAUCCUCAUAAAUCUUACGGCCCGCGACUUAUUUUGAAAGCGUUGAGAUGGCCCGUGUUAUCGGUUAGGCUGAGGACCACUGUUGUAUGGGAUUUUGACGUUUACUGGCCUUGUUGUUCACUAAUUUCAUGGAAGAGUGAAAGAGAGGGAUUGAUUUUUGUGCAGAGCCCCACUGUUUAGGACAAACCACUAUGAAUAUUAUAACAGAUUAGUAGGCUGUGGAUAGGUAAGGGUCAUCGACAUCAGCAAAAUGAUUGCCAAGAAUCCAACAGAAGAGAAAAACAUCAUUCAUAUUGAAUUUUGGUAUAUAUUUACCCCAACAAGGGAACAUACUCUGCAUGUUUCCAAAAUUUCUAUUCCUAUUCUUACCCUUCUGAAUAUCGGUAGUUUCUACCGAAGUUUAAGUAAAAUAUAUACUGAAAUUACGAAAAAAAAAUCAUUAACUUUUGGCUGUGGACACUGGAAGUGGAUUCAAUAACUAAUAUUCAGCACAAAAGAUUGGCGUUAAGUUGAAUAGUGACAUUUUAUGUAUUUAAGUAUGCGAAUUAAGGUAAUUUAAGGAGAUUGAGCAUUUUAUAUGCGCGACAAAAGAACGAUCUGGUCUCUAUAUCUACACAACAAUCAUACAUCAGCUCAAUACUGCAUGCUAUUAUUCCCCAAAUGUUAUUCCACAAAUAUAUGAUUAUUCCCCAGAUAUAUGACAUUUGGGGCGCUCCCGAACUUUUAGUUGAACUUUAAAUAAAUGCAUAUUAAUUCUUCAA
Messenger RNA from Aedes aegypti (yellow fever mosquito), 3408 nucleotides. RefSeq names its product caspase-7. Bases 107 to 1060 code for a protein of 317 amino acids. The transcript is spliced from 3 exons. NCBI's taxonomy places the organism in Eukaryota, Metazoa, Arthropoda, Insecta, Diptera, Culicidae. Gene Ontology annotation, biological process: proteolysis. The record is from RefSeq and is a predicted model, not a curated record. Gene Ontology annotation, molecular function: cysteine-type endopeptidase activity.